Molecule: messenger RNA, 3101 nt
Organism: Drosophila obscura
Lineage: Eukaryota; Metazoa; Arthropoda; Insecta; Diptera; Drosophilidae
Product: protein toll
Exons: 3
Coding region: 233-2626 (797 amino acids)
Biological process (GO): innate immune response; toll-like receptor signaling pathway
Cellular component (GO): membrane
Molecular function (GO): transmembrane signaling receptor activity; protein binding
Source: RefSeq, a predicted model, not a curated record
GAUAAGGGGCUACAAAAUAAGAGAACAAGUACGGGCCAAGCGCCAAUUGGCCCCGUUAUCACCGCGGCUGACUGGUGGUACUGGUACCCAAACAGCUGUGAUUUAGUCAUAGCCGAAGCGUUGCCGUGUUCACCCAGCCAUCGUCCAACGGCGUUCGAUUUGCCUCGUCGCGUAACAAUAAUAAAUAUCAAUAAAUAAAUGCCAAUAAAUAGUGGUGCAAAGUGCUGAAGACAUGUUCAGAUAUGUGAUGGUUGUGUGGCUCUUGUGGGCCAUUUCGCGGAGACUCUCAGUCUCUGGACAGAUCAUACCGCUGCCGACGUUCUGCCAGCAGGUGGACCAGAGCUGCAGCUGCGCGGCCGAGGCUAAUGUGGUGCGGUUCCACUGCCCCAACGAGUACGCCCUGCUGCUGGAGAUGUCCGAGCUGGGGGCCUCACUUUACGUCAGCUACUACGCCGUAGACGGGCUGCACUGGCUGCCGCGCUUCAACAUCACCGAGCUGGUCAAGAUCGAGUUCGACGCGUACAACUUCUGGCCGGAGACCUUUCUCGACGACCUGCUCGCGGGCCUGGGAGUGGAGACAGUGAAUACCAUGCGCUUCCGUGACCGCACCUCCGAGACGGUGGUGACGAAAGAUAUUUUCAACGGGCCCUUGUUCGAUCAGCACGAGAGCACUGUCGCUCCGGGGAACACCUCAACAUGGCUGUUCGGAGCAGUUCCCGGGCUGAAGAAGCUGAAGUUUGUCAGUGAUGUCAAGGAGCUCCAGGAGUCGAUAUUCCAGGCCUUCGACAGCCUCACCGAUCUGGACCUCUGUGUGAAUGUGUUAUUCUUGCCGGGAAAAUUGCUCUCCUCGGUCACGGGUAGCCUGGAGACGCUGACCAUCGAGAGUCCCGGCAUGGUGCAGUUCCACACGCCUCUGCUGCGAGAGCUCCAGCAGCUGCGCAAUCUCAGCCUGGAGCUGACGAACCCCCAACGUGGGCGCAACGACGAGCUGCAGCCCCAUCUCUUCAGCUCCAUGAAGCAGCUGGAGGAGGUGCGUUUGUUCCAGGCCACUGGCCACGUAAACAGGAAAAUGUUCAGGGGCAGCGAAAAGUUGCGACUAAUCCGAAUCAAAGGCAACGAUGACCUCGAAUCGCUGCCCGGCCAACUGUUCGCAGAUCAGGCGAAUUUAAACACUCUGGAUCUAUCCUGCAACGGGCUGAGCAGACUGUCGGAGCAAGUCUUCUAUGGUCUGGGAAACCUAACCAGUCUGGAUCUAUCCAAAAAUAGACUCACCAAUUUAUCAAGCACAAUAUUUAUACCACUCACUUCGCUGAAUGUAUUAGUGUUGAACAAGAACUCCCUGACUGCUCUGGCGCCGAACGUAUUUCAAGAGGUGCGAAGCUUGAACUUUAUUGACAUGACGAACACCCAGUUCUACGGGGCCACUCUGCUGAUGAGCUAUGAGGCAAUAGUCUGCACCAACGACGAGACGUGCCAGUACAAGUCGGAGGAGUGGCAGUGCGACCAGCGCUGCAUUUGCUGGGUGCAGCGAGACUCGUUCAAGCUGAUCGUGGACUGCAGGGGAACCAGUAUGGAGGAGCUGCCAGUGCUGCCCCACACAACGCUCGUCAGCACGGUGGUGAAGGUGGGAAACAACAGCCUCACCCAUCUGCCCACUUCCAGCCAGCACGCUGGCUAUGCCAAUGUGAGUGGCCUCCUGUUGGCAGACAAUCAGAUUACCAGUCUGGGGUCGGGGGCACAGCUUCCCGUCAACCUGAGCUACUUGGAUGUGCGCCGAAACCAAAUAAGUGUCGUCACCGAGGAGUUCAUCACAUUUUUGCAGCAGGAGAAUAACUCAAUGACCAUUUCGCUGUCGGGCAAUCCCUUAAUCUGCGACUGCGACGCCCUGCCACUGCUCUUCUUUGUCAGAACUAGUCCCCAGCGGGUGGACGACAUUGGCGAGCUGCAGUGCAGUCGCCAGAACAAGGCUCUCCAGCAAAUGGAGGCCUUCGAUCUGUGCCCGUCGUAUGUUCUGCUCAUCAGCUGCAUUGUGGGCGGCCUCGUGAUUGUGGUCUGCCUGAUCAGCGUGUUCUACCUUAUGUUCCAGAUGGAGCUCAAGAUUUGGCUGUACAACAACAACCUGUGCCUGUGGUGGGUCUCGGAAGAGGAGCUGGACAAGGACAAGACCUACGAUGCAUUCAUUUCGUACUCGCACAAGGACGAAGAGCUGAUUAGCAAACUCCUGCCCAAGCUUGAGUGUGGCCCGCAUCCCUUCCGCAUAUGUCUGCACGAUCGCGACUGGCUGGUGGGUGACUGCAUUCCGGAGCAGAUCGUGCGCACCGUCGACGACUCCAAGAGGGUGAUCAUCAUCCUGUCGCAGCACUUCAUCGACUCUGUGUGGGCCCGCAUGGAGUUCCGCAUUGCCUAUCAGGCCACGCUGCAGGACAAGCGCAAGCGCAUCAUCAUUAUCCUCUACAGGGAGCUGGACAACAUGAAUGGCAUUGACAGCGAGCUGCGGGCGUACCUCAAGCUCAACACCUACCUCAAGUGGGGCGAUCCACUCUUCUGGAGCAAACUCUGCUAUGCCAUGCCCCACAAUCGACGUGUGCUCAAGGGCCAAAAGAAGCAUGCUGGCCCCCUCGUCUGAGUAAUGGAUAUACAUAUAUGUGGGCACCGAUCCAGAAAUCCUUCAGUUCUACGUACGGACUGUAAGAUAAGGACAAACCCUGGAAAAUACCCUGAACCUGUAUCCGAAAAUGCUUAGAUUCUGUACGUUUGGAUCCAUUGCCUGCAGGUCGAAUUCGAUUCGGAGUCAAUGUAUUAUUUCUACUUGAUAUUCAUGAAGUUUUCAGAGGAAAUUUCAUCGGGUGAUAAACAAUAAAGCAAUAUUAAUAAUACAAAAAAACAACAACAAAUAUUUUAAGCUAAUAUUAAAUCGCUGCCAUACAAUUUCUAAGAAUUUAUUUUACAAUUUUUUGCUCAGGGAAUAAAAAGUGCAGCCGUGAAGAUGACAGCCUUACGACGUAAACCAAAUUAAUUUUGAAUUAUUCUCUGAAUUAAUAAUUCGUCUAAGUAUAGGGGACGACGCCUGUGCUUGAGAAUAAAAACCUCUGCUGGAUUAA